Orcinus orca (killer whale) is the source of this 2782-nucleotide messenger RNA. It is a transcript of the gene ANKRD16, whose product is annotated as ankyrin repeat domain 16. The coding region runs from base 290 to 1636 and encodes 448 amino acids. Lineage: Eukaryota; Metazoa; Chordata; Mammalia; Artiodactyla; Delphinidae. The transcript is spliced from 8 exons. Gene Ontology annotation, molecular function: protein binding. The record is from RefSeq and is a predicted model, not a curated record.
UGGGCGGGGACGCGCGGGCCCCACCCCGUCCCCGCGGGUCCGCUCUGCUUGUGACCGGGACCGGCAGCGGCGGUCCCGCGGUUCACCUAAUGUUUCGCCGGAAAGUGAAACCAGCGCGGGCUGCAGCCUCCGAGCGUGCGUUCGCGGCGGCCAGCGGGGCGCGUGGUCAGCCGGAGACCUGAGCGCCCGCCCGGGGCCGAGCCGGCAGGGCGAGGCCGGGGGCGUCCGGGGGAAGGGUCGGGGAGGGCCCUUGGGGGGCGGGGGCGGACCAGGAGCGGAGCCAGGGGCCAUGGCAGCGCCCGCGGACCCAAGGCGGCUGUGCCGGCUGGUGCAGGAAGGCCGGCUGUGUGCCCUGCGGGAGGAGCUGCGGGCUGCGGGGCGCGCCGGCUGCGCGGGGCCGGCCAGGGACACCCUUCUGCAUUGCGCCGCGCGCCACGGCCGCCGGGAAAUCCUGGCCUAUCUGGUCGAGGCCUGGGACCUGGACAUCGAGGCUGCCAAUCGAGACUACAAGCGGCCUCUGCACGAGGCUGCCUCCAUGGGCCACCGGGACUGCGUGCGGUAUCUGCUGGGCCGAGGGGCCGCGGUCGACUGCCUGAAGAAGGCCGACUGGACUCCUCUGAUGAUGGCUUGCACAAGGAGGAAUCUUGAGGUGGUCCAGGACCUCGUGGAGCAUGGCGCCAAUCCACUGCUGAAGAACAAAGAUGGCUGGAACAGUUUCCACAUUGCCAGCCGAGAAGGCAACCCUCUGAUCCUUCAGUACCUGCUCGCUGUUUGCCCAGCUGCCUGGAAGACAGAGAGCAAGAUUGGGAGAACCCCGCUGCACACUGCAGCAAUGCAUGGCUGUUCAGAGGCAGUAGAGGUGCUUCUUCAGAGGUGCCAGUAUGAACCGGACUGCAGAGACAAGUGUGGCCUCACACCCUUCAUGGACGCCAUCCAGUGUGGACACAUCGACGUAGCCAGGCUGCUCCUCGAAAAACACAAGGCUUGUGUUUCUGCUGAGGACUCCCUGGGGGCCCAGGCCAUCCACCGGGCAGCAGUCACUGGGCAGAAUGAGGCCGUCCAAUUCUUGGUCUCUGAGCUUGGCAUCAACGUAGAUGUGAGAGCAGCCUCCACCCACCUCACAGCACUUCACUACGCAGCUAAGGAAGGACACGUAAGCACAAUCCAGACACUCUUGUCCUUGGGUGCCGACAUCAACGCCAAGGACGAAAGAAAUCGAUCAGCUGCAGUUAACCGUUUCCUGUUGCUCCAGAGAUGUCUUCGUGUCCCUGCCUUUGGGUCUGAGGAUGGCCUGUUACGUGCAUCCCUACUUGCAGGUGGGACAGAAAGACCGGUCUGGGGCCGCCCUUCUCCCCUCAACACACACGUGAAGCAGCUUUUUCUUUGCAGUGACUGCACACAGUGUCUUCUGGAAAUUUCUCUUGACUUGUCGUGUGGGUUCCUCCUGUUCAUCCUGGCCCCUGAGCACCACCCCCCAGAGAAGCCGUGCAGGACCCCAGCCUCAGAGCAGCCCUUCUGCAGCACUUUGUCCCAUCCCUUCACGCAGCUGUUCAUAACUGCCCGGAUAAUGCGGUGCUUUCCUACGAAACGAAAACCCACGGGAUCAGCAUCCACAUCUGCUUUGCGGUUGGCAUAGUGUGGAAUGAAUGAAUUCCACAGUGAGGAGCUGUGGGAAAAGGACCAGCGUCUGCCCUCACGAGUCUGAUGUCUGAGAGAGGAGCAAGGCUUGUUCUGUGACUAUGUGACAGGCACAGUGUGCUGGGGGCCAGGAGAGGAGACAGCUUCACAGAAGACGUGUUAUCUGGGCUGGGCCUCGAAGGAUGGAAAGAAUUUUGAUUCGUGGGCUUUCUGAGCGGAGUCCACAACAACGAUAUGAUAUCGUGAGCUUGGGGCUGCCAGAGAAGAUGCAGUUACAUCUGAAUUUCAGGUAAACCACGGGUACUGUGUAGUAUAAAUAUGGCCCAGAUAUUUCGCAGGAUAUAAUUACACUAACAAAGUAUUCGCGGUUUAUCUGAAAUUCAGGUUUAAGGGGGUGUCCCGGGUUUUCACUUGCCAGGUCUGGUGACCCUAAGUGAGACUCCAGUUCACGGAGCAUCCUUGCCUCUGCUGGGCAGUUUCUGCUGAACAGUGGCCCCUUUGUUUCCCGUCUCACAAACAAGGGACAGAGACAGCGUGAAAAGUCAUGUGACUCCUCUGUGGGUAUCUCAGCCCCUCGAGAUGCCAUGUUCAGGUGCCCCCGAGCUCACCCAUGCCGAGUCAGAGCAGGUGUGUAGGAUGAACGCCAGGAACCAGGCUUGGGUGGCAGAGGACUCUCCCUGCCUUUCACUGUCUGGGAGACUGCACCAAGUGACUCAAGGUUCUCAUCUGCACAAAGGCCACAACACCCACCCGGCAAAAUCUCCAGAGUACAACGCCUGGCACAUUGAAGGGGCUGAGCGAAGAGUUGGCACCGUGGCAUUGUUAUUUUGUUUGUAACCUGUCUUUAAAAGCAUCUCCGUGGCUUACUGUGUGGUGUCAGUUUCCCCGAUAGCAACAGGGAACAGUAUUGUCAAAAUGUUUCAGAUCUUAGAGUUUUAAGUCUAAGAACCCAUCCAGGGACUUCCCUGGCAGUCCAGUGGUUAAGACUUCGCCUUCCAGUGCAGGGGGUGUGGGUUUGAUCCCUGGUCGGGGAGCUAAGAUCCCACAUGCCUUGCAGCCAAAAAACCGAAACAUAAAAAAAACAGGAGCAAUAUUGUAACAAAUUCAAUAAAGACAUUAAAAACGGUCCACAUCAAAAAAAAAA